AUCGAUAACGUCGAUAUUGAUAGCACGUGUUGUGGAAGCGUUUUACUUUACCAUACCAUAUAUUUAUUAAAUAUUAAUAGCAGUUUUAUUUAAAAUACAAUGGCUAUGCUGGCAGAACCACGUCGCCGCAAACGGUAUAAUUUGUGCCCGCGCGGCAAAGCGCUCUACGAAGAUGAUGCUCGCUUUGGCACCAAAAUGCUGGAAAAAAUGGGCUGGACCAAGGGUAAAGGUCUUGGCGCCAACGAGGAUGGCCAACAGGAAUUUGUUCGAGUUCGCUUGAAGAACGACGCUGAAGGAUUGGGCUUCGAGGCAAGGGAUGACCAGUGGACCGUUCAUGAGGAGGGAUUCAAUGGGCUCCUUAAAUCCCUCAAUGGUGGCGCUGAUGAAACCAAUGGUGCAAACGGAGCGGCCUCCGCAUCUGAAGAUGAAGCCAGACCCAUGGGUUUCGGGUUUAAAGCCGCAGAACCCGAGGAGCCACCUAAAAAGAAGCUCAAAGAGAAGAUCAGUGGCAUAUCGCUGGAGGAGGCGUCCAAGGCGAGCAAGGCGCGAGUGCACUACAAGAAAUUCACACGGGGUAAGGAUCUAUCGCAGUACAGCGAAAAGGACCUGGCCAAUAUUUUCGGCAAAAAGGCCACCGAAGAUAUUGCGGCACCAGUGAAAAUAGAGCUGCCACAAGUAGAAGAAAAGGAGAUAAACCCCAAUUUUAGUGGCGUCACAACAGUUCCCACUGGGCUUUCUGUCCAUGAUUAUUUCAAGCAGAAAAUGGAAGCCAUGAAAAAUAGACUCAAAAAUGGAAACGCAGCUACCCUGACGCAAAGCAAAGAGGAUCAGACAGAGAUCGACCAAAACGAGCCCAUCAAAAAGAAGAAGAAAAAGGACAAGGAGAGAACGGUCGAAGUGCCUGCUGAGGUGGAGGAAAAUGUAGAGCCUAAGCUAAAGAAAAAGAAGAAGUCGAAACGUGCGUCCGACCAUGAAGUUGAGCCAUCAGAUAAAACUGAGAAAGAGAAGCCAGGGGAAGAAUUAUCUAUAGAUGAAACAGCUCCAAAAAAGAAAAAGAAAGCAAAGGAAAUUGUAGAAACCAUUGAGAGAGCCAUUGCUCCAGAGCCAAUUCAGGAAGUAGCAAACGAACCGUUGAAAAAGAAAAAAAAGUCAAGGGAAGGUAAAAAAGUGGUCGAGACCAAGGAAGUUGCAGAAUCCGAAGAAGCGACGGCCGUUCCACAAGAAGCUGAGAAUACACCAUCAUCCAAAAGUAAAAAGAAGAAAAGAUCGAAGGAAACAGUUGAAAGCCUUUCAGAGCCUAUUGAGGAGAAAGCCAGUAAAGUCUCAAAAAGUACACCUGAAGAAUCCUUAGAAGAAGUUCCACUGAAAAAGAAAAAGAAGUCCAAGAAAGUCAAGGAGAUAGACGAGGACAUUGGAUUGGAAUCAGAGAUCACUGAAAAAUCGUCAAAGAAAGAGAAAAAAUCCAAAAGCGAUGUACCUGAAGAUCCCACAACAGCACCAGCAGUUGACAGCGGAAGGAAGCACAAGGACGCUGUAAGUGCUGAACCCAACUCAUCCGGCGAUAAAAGCGAUCAAUCAGCCGAUGAAGAUCAGCCUGAGGAGCUCUUAUCUCUGGACGAAAUAAAAGAAAAAAUCAAAUUAUUCAAUAUCUGUACCAUCUCUCAAUUUUGCGCAGACAAAUUCCAAAUGUUUGAUAUGAAUGCGUUUCGAGACUCGACGCUGACUGAAAUAACAGGCUACGGGAGCAGCGAAAACAUGGAGCUGAGGGUGGAGGAGAUGAAGCACGACGACAAGCGAAUUAUGGACCUUUGGAGGAAUGAAUCUUAUGCCAGCUUUAAGAAAUCUGAUAGAUUCACAAACCUCAGAUAUCCGCAGCAGGUGAAGCGCACAACGCUACGGGCAGUGAAGAAAAGAUUCGCAUUUCAGGCCAUCUAAUUAAGGCAAAACGAAAUAUAUGUAAUUCAACGUGAUUCUUAAUACGAUUUGUUUGUACAGAAAGAACUUAAUUAAGUAAAUUUUAAGCUUCAUGGUCUACAUUUUAAUGUGUAACGCCGUUAAUUAAACUGAACUAUACCCCGCAAA
This is a messenger RNA of Drosophila obscura, 2082 nucleotides long. Its product is annotated as PIN2/TERF1-interacting telomerase inhibitor 1. Gene Ontology annotation, biological process: regulation of ribosome biogenesis. The transcript is spliced from 2 exons. Gene Ontology annotation, cellular component: nucleolus. NCBI's taxonomy places the organism in Eukaryota, Metazoa, Arthropoda, Insecta, Diptera, Drosophilidae. The record is from RefSeq and is a predicted model, not a curated record. The coding region runs from base 100 to 1935 and encodes 611 amino acids. Gene Ontology annotation, molecular function: telomerase inhibitor activity; nucleic acid binding.